CGGCAUGCGCGCUGUGCUGCUGCUGCUGUUGCUGCUGCCGGGGUGGCCGCCGGCCAGGGCCGCCCGCUCGCGGGAGGCGCCGCGCGCCGUGGUGGCGGGGCAGGGCGCGCUGCUGGGCCGCGAGCUGCUGCUGGCGCGCGGGCAGCGCGUCGCGCAGUUCCUCGCCGUGCCGUUCGCCCAGCCGCCCACGGGCGCCCUCCGCUUCGCGCCGCCGCGCACGCGGCCGCUGCCCGCCUGGGACGGAGACCGCGACGCCACGGCGUUCGCGCCCGCCUGCCCGCAGUCCCGCGAGGAGCUGGAGCGCCAGGAGCUCGUCUUCAAGCUGCACCUCGCGGAGAUGCUCGACGAAAUCACUUUCGACGAGGACUGCCUCUACCUCAACGUGUACGUGCCGGACGGAACAAGUCCACCAGGAGGUUGGCCCGUUAUGGUUUGGUUUCAUCCAGGGAACUUUAACGCUGGAGCACCUCAACUAUGGGAUGGUUCUGUGCUUGCUGCCAAGCAAAAGGUGAUAAUUGUAACUGCAGCGUAUCGUCUGAACAUCUUCGGCUUCUUGGCACUCGGCAACGGACUGUCACCAGGGAAUUAUGGUCUUCACGAUCAAGUUGCAGCCCUCGACUGGGUGAAAGGAAAAAUAUCGGCAUUUGGUGGAUCUGCAAGCGAUGUGUGCAUCUUUGGCCACGGUGCUGGAGGAAUAAGCGUAGGACUUCACACAAUCUCUCCACUGUCUUCUGGGAAAUUCGCACGUGCAAUUGCUAUGAGUGGAAAUGCCUUAGUGCCGACGGCGGUAACAAGGAGUAAAACACAGGAGGUCCUGGAAUCUCUGGCAGAGAGAUUCGCCUGCCGGUCUGCUUCCCAUUCAGACCUACUGCCGUGCUUAAGAAAUGCCCCGACGUCACCACUUGCUGCACAUGCCAGUUUGUUUCAGUGGGGGCCAGUGGUCGAUGCAGAUGCAAAUGCAAGUACAGCCUUCUUGCCAAAGGAACCAAAGGAACUUCUUGAAGAUGGACAAUUUAAACAGGUUGACUUUAUGACUGGAUACACCAACAUGGAAGAUGCACUGCUUCAUUCAGAUAUUGAAGAAAUGGAUAAGGGUUUAACUCAAGAACGGUUUUAUUCAUUCCUAUCAGAUAUGGUUCAGCAGGAAUCAAGUGAAAGUAACAACAAUGAGACCUGUGUAAUAAAUGACCAAUACAUAAUUGAGUCUGUUUCAUUUUUUUACAGACCAUAUCCACAAACCUCAGACACAACACUUCUAAGAGAUCGAUACAUGGAUUUAAUGACUGAAAGAAACUAUGGAGCAGGUGCAUAUUUACAAGCAUUAAAACUCAGCAAAGUAGGAUCAACAUAUUUCUACAGAUUUGAUUAUAAACCAAAACACAGUUUGGUGCCAAUUAAAGAGUGGGUUAAGGUACCACACAGAUUUGAUCUUCCUUUCGUAUGGGGAAUGCCAUACUGGCCCAACCUUGCAUCUUCAAUAGUGUGGUAUGGUGGUGAUCGUAAAAUAUCUGAUGUAGUAAUGAACCUCUGGACAAAUUUUGCAAAGAAUUCUAAUCCUAUACAAAAUACGCUCAACAUUAAGUGGGAAGCUUUUACUGAAGAAAAACCUGGUGUGAUGAUUCUCGAUCGUUUCUUUAACAUGAGUGAUGGAACGAACAUUGACUACAAAGGUUUUGAAUUCUGGAAUAAUUAUUAUCCUGUAGUAGUGCAGGCUGCUACACAGUGCUGUAUCUUCAACAACACUGCAACUAAGUUUCAUGAAAAUAUCAUUCCAAAUAAAAUUAAACUUCUACUAGUUGGGAUAUCAUAUUUAGUCAUGAGAUAAAACAUACAAAAAUAUGAAAUGUAAGAUGUAUGUAUCAAGUGAAUAAUUUCUCAAAAAUAAAGAAAGAAUUGUGUUAAUAAGAAA
Messenger RNA from Schistocerca gregaria, 1909 nucleotides. RefSeq names its product cocaine esterase. The record is from RefSeq and is a predicted model, not a curated record. Lineage: Eukaryota; Metazoa; Arthropoda; Insecta; Orthoptera; Acrididae. The coding region runs from base 5 to 1825 and encodes 606 amino acids. Gene Ontology annotation, molecular function: signaling receptor activity; neurexin family protein binding. Gene Ontology annotation, cellular component: postsynaptic membrane; synapse; cell surface. Gene Ontology annotation, biological process: synaptic vesicle endocytosis; chemical synaptic transmission; presynaptic membrane assembly. The transcript is spliced from 4 exons.